AUGUCGACUGCUCUACUUCCCCUACCCGGCGCGGACCAGCCCGACGAGAAUCGUGGUCCACAGAUCGCCGGGGCAGUAGUAUCGACGACUCUAGCUGCGCUGAUCGUCGUUUGCGCAAGGAUGUAUGUCCGCCUACGAAUGAUUCACAGCAUGGGAAUAGAUGACUAUAUCAUGCUCGCAUCUAUGCUGCUGUCUCUUGUAGGACUGGCAAUUGUGAUUGCCGAGGUCCACUACGGAGCAGGUCGACACGCUGCAUAUAUCGACCCCGACGUGAAUAGGGUCGGCCUCAAGCUGAAUUUUAUAUCGCAACCGAUAUACUUAUGGGCGAUUCCCAUGGUGAAGUGUUCAGUGGGAUUUUUCCUACUCCGCAUCAGCCAGUCUGCCUUUUACAAGCGAGUCCUAUACGGCACCAUGGUAUUUCUCAUGGCGUAUACUUUCGUUUGCUUUAUGACCCUAGUACUACAAUGUAAAAAUUUGGCAAUCCUUUGGGAUAAUCGCAUUCAGACGACGUGCUGGUCACAGUCUACCCUUCAGGGGUUGAGUUACGCCAACUCAAGCGUCAAUAUUGUCACAGAUUUAUUCUUUGCUUUACUCCCGAUUCCGAUGCUUUGGAAUGUUAAGAUCAACUCCCGUACCAAGGCUUCACUUAUAUGUGUUCUUGGCCUCGGUGUAUUUGCUUGCGCAGCAGCGAUUAUCAAAGCGGCAUUUAUUUCGAAUUAUGGAAUAACGGGCGACUUUCUGUGGGACUCGGCGAACUUGACCAUAUGGGUUUCGACCGAAACAAACACGGGAAUCAUCGCAGCGUGUCUGCCAUGCAUAAAACCAAUGUUCAAGUCGAUAUUCGAUAGCACCAUCCGAUACGGAUCCUCCCACAAGAUGGACGGAUACAACCUCCGCGAUUACGGCCACGGCACUGGCGCUAAGGGAUCCAGAUUCUUACAAUCCCAAACGAGGACAGAGGUCGACGCUCGACGCGGAGCUGUCCCGAAUAGCUUGGCGGAUAAUAGAAGCGAGGAGAGCAUAUUAACGCAGAAGCCGACCGGGAUUACCAAGACAACCGUCGUAACAGUCGAUCGAAGCGUUGACGACCGAGGGGAAUCGUCAGGAUGGAAUAAAGACUAUCCCGAACGAGUGGUUGAAGACAGAUUAUAG
This is a messenger RNA of Daldinia caldariorum, 1152 nucleotides long. RefSeq lists its product as uncharacterized. The record is from RefSeq and is a predicted model, not a curated record. The coding region runs from base 1 to 1152 and encodes 383 amino acids. The transcript is spliced from 6 exons. Lineage: Eukaryota; Fungi; Ascomycota; Sordariomycetes; Xylariales; Hypoxylaceae.